UCCUCCAUCCUCUUACUCAAUACCCACAGACCUCGAAAUUCUACGACCACCUACCUCAUCAUCAACCUCGAUAAACGUUAAAACCUAUACUAUUUCGACUAAAUUGAUCUAUUACACUACCGCGGGAUCUAAGAUGUUUCAACGGGCUAUCGCCACUGCUCCGCGGGCGGCCGCGAGGGCAUUAUCAACCCCGACCCGGGCAUUUGGACCUUCUUCGGCACGGAUUGCAACACCCGUCAUCGCCAACCGCAUCGCAAAUGGCCGCAGACAAUACCAUGAGAAGGUGUUAGAUCACUAUUCUAGGCCGCGCAAUGUUGGAAGCAUGUCCAAGGCUGAUACCGAUGUCGGAACCGGACUUGUUGGCGCUCCAGCUUGUGGUGAUGUGAUGAAGCUCCAGAUCCGCGUGGAUCCCACCAACAACACCAUUUCCGAUGUGAAGUUCAAGACCUUCGGAUGCGGUUCAGCAAUCGCCUCAUCAUCAUACUUGACGGAGUUGGUUCGGGGAAUGACCCUGGAGGAGGCCGGAAGGGUGCGGAAUACGGAGAUCGCCAAAGAAUUAUGUUUACCUCCAGUGAAACUUCAUUGCUCCAUGUUGGCGGAGGAUGCAAUCAAGUCGGCAAUUUCAAACUACUACACUAAGAACCCGGCGUCCAAGGCUACUAAUCUCGGUGGAACCGGCUCAAGCAUGUCGAAGAUUGAUAUGGAGACUGUGGCCCAGGGAUCAUCGGCGACCGCUUAGGUGUGAGAAUACUUGUCAUGGAGAGUACGUGUGCGGCCAUGGAUGGAUGGCAUGACGAGAGUUUUCAAAGUCGGGGAAUCCACGGGGAAUUCACGGGGAAUUCGUAUGUAAACGAAAAACAAUUGGUAAGCAGAGCGACUUCUGCUUAAUGGCGGGCUGGGUUCUAUGAAAAUUGGUACCCGGAAAUAGUAUUGGACCAGUUGAAAAGUGCCAUGCGACUUAACUCUCCUCCUUGGAUUAUGUAUAUUUAGGGGUUCGAUAUUGCUCACUGUUCCAAAUUGGGAUUACUUAGUUUGAACGCAGGGCCGUUCUAUGAAAAAUAAAUUCAGAACCUAUUA
Pseudogymnoascus verrucosus is the source of this 1077-nucleotide messenger RNA. RefSeq names its product iron-binding protein (gene ISU1). Lineage: Eukaryota; Fungi; Ascomycota; Leotiomycetes; Thelebolales; Thelebolaceae. Gene Ontology annotation, cellular component: mitochondrial matrix; cytoplasm. Bases 134 to 739 code for a protein of 201 amino acids. Gene Ontology annotation, molecular function: ferrous iron binding; 2 iron, 2 sulfur cluster binding. The record is from RefSeq and is a predicted model, not a curated record. The transcript has 2 exons. Gene Ontology annotation, biological process: intracellular iron ion homeostasis; iron-sulfur cluster assembly.